AACCACCAAGCACAUAUAUACAUAUCUUUCUUCUUAUAGUACUGCGAAAGGAAAGGAAAAGGAAAAGAAUGGAGAAAAGUAGAGUUUCAGUGGUGGUGAUGAUUUGUUUAGUGGUGGGGGUUUUACUUAUAGAACCAACAGCAGCUGAUUUUAACGCCAUAGUAUUCGGGGUCUGCUAUGGACCUUGCUAUGUGCUCUGCCGCAUUCGACCGGGAACCUCCAAUAUAACUUGCGCUCUCAAAUGCCUCACAAGUUGCAUCAUUAAGAAAUCUAAUACAGUCGGCACCGUCGGAGACACCCAAUCGUUUUGCCACCUUGGUUGUGCUUCCGCCAUGUGUUCCAACUUAAGCUCCGAUAAUGAUCCUGCUACAAAGGCAGUUGAAAGCUGUGUGGGUGGUUGCUCAGAGACAUGCGCCAAGAGGAGCUGAUGAAGACGGCAUUAAAGAGAUAAUAGUGAAUGAAUAAGAGCUGAUCAAGUUCUUUUAAAAAAAAUUAGAACACCUGUCAAUGUUCUAUUAGCUGCCAACAAAAUUCAACGGCGUUAGCCAAAUACCUAAAAAAGUACCAACUUAGUUAACAUUUUCUAAAUUCAAAA
This is a messenger RNA of Gossypium arboreum, 595 nucleotides long. RefSeq names its product thionin-like protein 2. Lineage: Eukaryota; Viridiplantae; Streptophyta; Magnoliopsida; Malvales; Malvaceae. The transcript has 2 exons. The record is from RefSeq and is a predicted model, not a curated record. Bases 69 to 428 code for a protein of 119 amino acids.